This is a messenger RNA of Solanum stenotomum, 2001 nucleotides long. RefSeq lists its product as uncharacterized. The record is from RefSeq and is a predicted model, not a curated record. Bases 1 to 2001 code for a protein of 666 amino acids. Lineage: Eukaryota; Viridiplantae; Streptophyta; Magnoliopsida; Solanales; Solanaceae. The transcript is spliced from 10 exons.
AUGCAUCGUUGUCAUGUUCAAGCACAACUGUUUAGAUGUUUUAUGUUGCGAGAGGUAGAGGGUAGUUCUACUGAUGCCAUUAUGAUUUACAUAAAUGGCACCACUCUACGUUUCACUCAUAGAGAUUUCUGUCUUGUUUCUGGGCUUAAAUGCAGUGAUGAUUGUCAGAAUUUUGUGUUCAACAUUGAAGAACCAAAUAGAAUUCUUCAGAUGUAUUUUAAAAAAAAAAAGAGCAUAUCGAAAGCAGAAUUUGUUCAAAGUUUUAAUAAUAAGGUAUGGGGUGACAACGUUGACGAUGCAUUGAAGUUUGGAAUUCUGUAUUUCAUACAUUCUUACAUUCUAUCUGAAGAGUCAAUCUCUACAACAAUUGAGCGAAUCGACUUUGACUUGGUAGAAUCUGGAAUGUAUAUGGAUUAUCCGUGGGAUAACAAAGCGUUUGAGGAGCUAACAAAAAAUAUACAUGGAAAGAUGAAAAGAACAGGGAAGUACUACAGAAUUCAUGGGUUUCCUAUUGCUAUGCAAAUUACUUUUCGGAACAUAACUCCAACCCCAUUGAAAAUUGCAAUUAUUCCAUUGCCGUUGGAGUAUGUCCAAUCUGAUACAGCUUCACCAUCAAUACCACCUUCCAACAUUGAAGCAAAUGAUGUUAUACAAUCCCCUGAUUCAGAUGAUGACUUUCAAGACCCAUCAAAAUCAAUUAAUAAUAAGGGACAGGAAAAGGUUGUAUCUAAUUCAGAUAUCUUAUCUACCAAGAAGAUGGUCAGACAAUCUGUCCCGGCUAUACCAAAGAAGAUCCCACCCAAAGUUGUUCAAGAUCACGAUAUAAAAAGGCCACAAACACGUAAUGCCCAAGUCUCUCCAUCAGUGAAGACUGGUAUUACAACAUCGAACAACGAUUCAUCUCAAAUCAACAUUUUUCGUGCUGAAUUUGAUUUAUUCAACUUGUCCGUUAAAGAAGAGUUUACAAAUUUAAGAAAGCUGAUACAAGACAACUUCAAUAUUGUAUUGAAUGCCAUUAACAUCAAAAAAUCAACUGCCAAGGAUUCUGAUUUAGAAGUUCCACCGAAAUAUCCAAUUGAGGGCAUGCCGCAGCCACCUAUACAGUCUCCGUCUUCAAGUUCCGAACUACAACGUUCAGAUGAAAUGAAUAACUUAGAGAACAACGAGAAAUUAAUUAAAUCCAAGACUGUUGGUCAGUCUUUGAAGGUUCUCACCACUGACGAGUUAUCAUCGGAUGAUACAAUUUUAGAGCAUGUUAGUCAAGAUUUACCUCCUGAAUAUCAAGUAGAUCCAGAUUUCAUGUAUGAUCAUUUAGAAGUUAACAAAAACUCAGUGGAUGUUCUUGUCAACGAUGAAUAUGUACCUGAUCAAAUAGAAGAUGUUCAAAAACAAGAUUCUACUGUUGGUGUUGAUCAAUUAGAUGAUAACAUGCAAAAUGCUAAAGAACACAUCAUAUGUGUUGCACCGAUUCAGAUGCUAUCUCAUGUUGAUGCAAGCUACAAUAGAGUCUUAACGGAAUCUCCGAUAUUGAUUCCUGGUCUACAACUUUCGAGACUCAACCCAAAAAGAAGUAUUGUCUUACAUUCAGGGGCAGGAGUGAUGGAUGAAACACCAAUCCAUCAAAUUAGGCGUCCAGAACGAUAUAAUACAUCGCCAUACAUUACAACUUUUAAAUCUUCUUCUGGUAGUUCUUCAAAGUUGCCUAUAAUCUUUGAUCAAAAGCAUCCAUUUGAUUCUAUUAGUGGAACACAUGAUACAUCGCUAUAUACCAAUUUUUGGAAAUGGUUAAGAGAAGCAUAUACAGAGUUCUUGAGUGAUGGCAAUGGCAUUUCAAAAGGUCCAUUUGAUCCUAAUUUAAUGCAUAGCAAAAAUGUAGUGCUGUUGUGGAAUUAUGGCAUGCUCAAAAUUCAAGCUGAGGCGAUUAGUGACAGUGAGGCACCAGACAAGCCAAUCAGAUCAAACGUUGAUGUGGAUAGUAGUGAACGUAUCACAAUCAUUUAG